UCCCCCGCGCGCAGCGCUCUCCAUUCAUAAAUUCUCCGCCUGAUCCGCGGCCACCGGGCGCGGGAGCCAGCCGGGAGCGCCGCGCAGCCGCCCGGCCGUCGCUCAUGGGCCGCGCGCCCCGGCGCUGAGGCCCCUCCUUCUAGCCUCACAAUGCAGCCCGCCGCCACCGUCGCCACGGCUGCCGCCAGCGCCGCCACCAUCGCCCUGACCGCAACGUGGGACAACUCUACCGGCCGCCCCACAGCGGAGCCCGACCGCAUCCUGGACAGCCACGUGCUGCGGCUGGUGGUCAUGUCGCUCCUCGUGGGGGGCACUCUCGUGGUGCUUUCAGGGGUGCUGCUCCUGUGUAAGCGCUGCUGGGAGGUCCACCGGCGCCUCAACAGAGCCACGGAGGAGGCAGAGAAGGCUGCCGCCACCUACCUGGACAGUGGCACGCACCCUGCGCAAGACCCCGACUUCAGGGGGGAGGACCCCGAGGGCCAGGAUGCCGAGACGGAGGGCUUCCUGUCCACCAGCUCCAUGGGCCGUCGUGUGUCCUUCAACGAGGCAGCCCUGUUCGAGCAGAGCCGGAAAGCGCAGGACAAGGGCCGCCGGUACACCCUGACUGAGGGGGACUUCCACCACCUGAAGAAUGCCCGCCUCACCCAUCUGCACCUGCCACCCCUCAAGAUCGUCACCAUCCACGAGUGUGACUCUGGGGAGGCCAGUGCAGUCACCACGCCACAUGCCGCGGCCACCCCCAAGGCCAGCCUCGCUAUAUUCCAGCCCCCGGGGAAGGCCCUCACCGGCCGCUCCGUGGGCCCCAGCUCCGCCCUGCCAGGUGACCCCUACAACUCGGCCGCAGGCCCUGCUGACUUCGAGAUCGGCCCCUCGGCACCCAGCGCCUCUGGAGAAGGAACCUCGCUGGAUGCGGGGGCCAGGAGCCCAAAGCCUGGAGGGCCAGCAGCUGCCGCAGGGCCCGGGGAGCCAGGCCCAGGCUCCGGGGCAGGCCCUGUCCUGCAGUUCUUCACCCGUCUGCGGCGCCACGCCAGCCUGGACGGGGCCAGCCCCUACUUCAAGGUCAAGAAGUGGAAAAUGGAGCCCAACCAGCGAGCAUCCAGUCUGGACACACGAGGCUCUCCCAAGCGGCACCACUUCCAGCGCCAGCGGGCUGCCAGCGAGAGCACGGAGCAGGAGGAGGCGGGUGCCCCCGACGCGGGCCUCAUCCAGUGCAUUGCCAGCGCGGGUGGCUCCGUGGCCUUCCCGCCCCCCAGCCCCUUUCUGACCAGCCCCACCGGCCCGUCCCCCGCUCUCGGCAGGUAUUUUUCAGUAGAUAGAGGUGCUGGAGGCGGGCCUGCGGGUCCCUACCCCACCCAACCCCCUAGGUGCCCCAGGGAGCACUCUCCCUGCCCCGAGGACGCCAGGCGUGUCCCCGCCGGUGUCACCGUCCCCCCUGGAGGCUGCCUGGCAGGGGCCACCUCUCCAGCAUGGACCGGAGGCGGGAAGCUGGGGGAGACUGGGUAAAGUACA
This is a messenger RNA of Manis javanica (Malayan pangolin), 1509 nucleotides long. RefSeq names its product CACN subunit beta associated regulatory protein (gene CBARP). Gene Ontology annotation, cellular component: plasma membrane; secretory granule. Gene Ontology annotation, biological process: negative regulation of voltage-gated calcium channel activity; negative regulation of calcium ion-dependent exocytosis. The record is from RefSeq and is a predicted model, not a curated record. Lineage: Eukaryota; Metazoa; Chordata; Mammalia; Pholidota; Manidae. Gene Ontology annotation, molecular function: transmembrane transporter binding.